Molecule: messenger RNA, 612 nt
Organism: Zasmidium cellare ATCC 36951
Lineage: Eukaryota; Fungi; Ascomycota; Dothideomycetes; Mycosphaerellales; Mycosphaerellaceae
Exons: 2
Coding region: 1-612 (203 amino acids)
Source: RefSeq, a predicted model, not a curated record
AUGGCGCGCGGCAUUCCCCUGUGCUGCGGCGUUAUUGCUUUCUUGCUGCUGCAGACCUACGCAAACUUCACCCCGGACUGUCGGUACCUUGCCAAUGGGCAGGUUCAGGAUGGCGUCGGUUCUUUCGCCGGCACGAGUGCCCACCGAUUGGUGUAUUGUGAUGAUCAAGCAUCAUCUGCAACUACAGCGUGUUGUGCCUAUGGCGAGUUGUGCACUGCCGACUCGAUCUGCUAUAAUGCAUCGUCCUCAGGCACUGACCGCUGGUACGUAGCUGGAUGUAACGAUCCAGACUACGAAGCUUCCGUGUGCAGGAAAAGCUGCGGUUCCAACUCGCUCACAUAUAUACAAUGGGAUUCAUCGACGGAUCUUUGGCAAUUCUGUGGCGAUGGCGGAUGUAGCGGAGGCGUGACCAACGAAACCUUUUCAGCACCUCCGCCGACUGAAGUACAACAUCUACGUACAAUGCUUCGUCAUCGGCAACGCCUACUCCAAACCCAGCGUCAACCACUUCGCAAACGGCAACGUCCUCCGCACAAAAUACGUCGGCAGGGACAGAACCCACCUCAAGCCUCUCAGCGGGCGCGAAGGCGGGGAUUGCGAUCGGUGUGGUAG